This is a messenger RNA of Haemorhous mexicanus (house finch), 2052 nucleotides long. RefSeq names its product MCL1 apoptosis regulator, BCL2 family member (gene MCL1). Gene Ontology annotation, molecular function: protein homodimerization activity; channel activity; protein heterodimerization activity. Lineage: Eukaryota; Metazoa; Chordata; Aves; Passeriformes; Fringillidae. Gene Ontology annotation, biological process: release of cytochrome c from mitochondria; extrinsic apoptotic signaling pathway in absence of ligand; intrinsic apoptotic signaling pathway in response to DNA damage. The record is from RefSeq and is a predicted model, not a curated record. Gene Ontology annotation, cellular component: mitochondrial outer membrane. The coding region runs from base 36 to 941 and encodes 301 amino acids. The transcript has 3 exons.
CGCCCGCACCCCGCCGGCCGCUCGCACCGGGCGCCAUGUUCGCCGUGAAACCGAAAGCCGUCAUCGGCUUCAACCUCUACUGCGGCGGCUCCCCGGCGCUGGGUGCCGGCGGGCCGGGGGAGCGCCCGGAGCCCGCGGCCGCCGCCGCCGCCGCCGCGGAGCCGCCCCGGGAGCGCCCCGGGGCCGCCGCCGGCCGCGCCGACCCCCCCCGCGCGCUGAUUGGCCGAGGCGCGGCGCCCCGCGCGCUGAUUGGCUGCGGCGCGACUCUCUGGCGCCCCGAAGAGGAGCUGGAUGGAUGCGACCCCGAGCCCGAGCGCGGCCCCGCCGCCGACUCGCUGCCCGGGACCCCGCCGGGGCCUCCGGACGGGCUCCGGCAGGACUCGCUGGAGCUCAUCAGCCGCUACCUGCGGGAGGUGGCGGGAGAGGCGCAGCCCAGCGCUAAGAAGCUUUUUCCGGGGCUCCUGGGUGGUCCCGGCCGGCCGGGCGCGGCGGGGGAUGCGGUGAUGGAGAAGGCGCUGGAGACGCUGCGGAGGGUCGGCGACGGCGUUAUGAGGAAACACGAGCUGGCCUUUCAAGGGAUGCUGAGGAAGCUGCAGAUCCAGCAGGAGGAGGACCUGCAGUGUGUGGUGGAGGUGGCUGCCCAGAUGUUCAGUGACGGUGUCACCAACUGGGGACGGGUGGUGACCCUCAUCGCCUUCGGGGCCUUCGUGGCCAAGCACCUGAAGAGCAUCCAGCAGGAGCAGAGCAUCAGCAGCCUGGCUGGGAUCAUCACAGACGCCCUGGUCUCCUCCAAGAGGGAGUGGCUGGAGAGCCAGGGGGGCUGGGAGGGCUUUGUGGACUUUUUCCGCGUGGAGGACCUGGAGGGCAGCAUCCGGAACGUUCUGAUGGCCUUCGCGGGGGUGGCCGGCCUGGGGGCCAGCCUGGCCUACAUGAUCCGGUGAGGCUGGAGCUGCCCACGGACUUCGGGAGCGUUUGGGAGGACUUGGGCAGGACUUGGGCAGGAUUUGGGCAGGAUUUGGGCUCCCUGGGGCUGCACAGCUGCCCUGCUCCCUCUGAAGCUGGACUCGAGGACGUGGAGCUGUCGCCGGAGCUGCUGAGGAGGAGGAAGGUGUGAUCCAGCCUGAUGGAUGGAUGAUGGAUGGAGGGAUGGAUGAUGGAUGAUGGAUGGAUGAUGGAUGAUGGAUGAUGGAUGGAUGGAGGAAUUGUGGCUUUUGGAGGAGUUUUUCCUCUCUGCUUCCCUCACCAGGAUGGACUUGGCUUCACUUGGACCUGAUCUCCAGCAGCUCCUCCUGGGCUGGGCUGAGCCUGGAGCAGAUGUUUUGAGGGUUGUGGGGUUUUUUUGGUUUGGUUUUUUUUUAAUUUUUUUUUUUCUGGAAAUAGCACCUUCUGCUGCCUCUGCCCUGCCCAAGCUCGUAGCUCUGUUGCUCUGGAGCAGAAGCACUGCAUGCUGGAAAUGUUGUGCCAGCCUGCACCUGCAGCCAGGUGCUGCCAGACCUGCAGCUGGAGCCCUUCCCUGCCCGUGGGGCGGGGGCUUGCAGUGACCCCCAGCCCCAUCCUGGCCCCAGACAGCCCUGGCUGCACGCCGACAGUUCAGAAAUAACAAUUUCAUCUUGUAAUUAUGUAAAAAAACAAACCCCCCACCCCAGUGGGCUGGGGAGGUGUAGAGAAGCUGUAAAUGAAUAUAAAUCUGUGGAAUAUAUACAUUUUUACAGAGCUGACGGUGCAAAGAGGAAUUCACUCUGAUGGUGGCGUCAUUCCUGGUGGGAGGGUGACAGAGGGUGACAGCAGCAGUGGCCUGGCUGUCUCCUCCUCCUCCUCUUCCUCCUCUUCCUCCUCUUCCUCCUCCUCCUCCUCUCCCCUUCCUCCUCCUCCUCCUCCAAGCCAUGAGCUGAUGGUUGAAUGUAGAACGUUCUGGAGCUGCUCCUGCCCUGCUGGGACCCCGUGGGGACCCUCCUUGUCCCCAGCUGUCCCCUGGGGCUGGGCCAGGCCCUGCUUGUGUGCAGAACAAGCUGUAGUUUGGUCAAUAAAUGUCUUUUUUUUUUUUAUUUUUAA